AUGGAUAAAGUGUCAGUUUUUUGUAUCUGUCUCAUGCUUCUAAGUAUGUACCAAGUCGAAGUAAAAGGUGAGAUUAAUUUUAACAGCUUACGUUCGGUGAAACUACAUUUUUUGCUUACUUAAUUAUCGAUGCAGCCGAGCGAUUUUACACAUGAACAGACAGUAGUAUUUUAUCCUUUUAACAAACGUCAGUGGAACAAUGACUUUGACUAGGUUGACUAUCUGUGUUCAGGAGAUUGUGAUUCCGGGGUUUCGAAUCUUCUCUAUAGAAUUAAUAUAAUGCUUAGUCAGGAAUUUGCUCCUUUCGGUACACAAUAUGAAAACAACACAGAAUAAUCGAGGGUAGUCAAAACAGAUAGAACACUUAAAGCAUAGUAAACCACUUCACCACUUCCGGUACUCACGAGCUAGUAAAAUGUUUGCAUUUCUGUUAAUCUGCAUUUCUCAGAGGAUAAGAUCAGUGGCUUUCUCAGUCAAAACUAUCGGAUGUAAGAAGUAAGGUAACAUCAUGCAUUCUCCAGUGCUGUAUUUGUUUUGUCCCUAAAGAUUAAUCACUCGUUUCUCAGAAAAGAAUCUCGAAUUCUCGGAAAAGAGAGCCCUGAGAGAUGACAAAAACGCAAAAAAAUCAUCUUUUGGCGUUUCUCUUUGUCUAGUUGAUGCCACCUAUGCAAUUUUAUAUUCUUUUUAAAGCUAAGCGGAAAGGAAUUUUUACCUCCUAUCUUUGCUUAAUUUUUCAUCAAUUAAUUUUGACAAGAGCCAAAUUAUUCUCAAAUGAAUUUUGUUGACUUCAAUGGUAGCUGAGUUUUUCUUUAUCUUUUCAUUUUUUUGAUGAUCUUACGUCCACGUACUACCGAAAACGGUCAUAGCAACGGAGUUUGACUUUGCUCUAUGCGGGCUCCUUGGUCGUCGUGAUUGUCCUUGUCAAGGGCUGAAGCAAGCAUGCGCAAAUUGUUUGUGUACCCAAUUUUUUUGGAGAGGGGGGAGGGGGGGGGGGGGGGAGGGGAAGGAUGGAGUGCAUUAUUUUCGUUCCCCUGUUUUUGAUGUGUUUUUCACAUUCGGAUUUCAACCUUGAUAACUUGUUUUUUUUUUUUUUUUUUUUUUUUUUUUUUUUUAUUUUCAUUCGCAGUACGUCCGGGCGUGUAUCGUUGUCUGGGGUGUGUUUUGUUUGUUUGUGGGUGGUUUUUGGGUUGGUGUUUGUUUUUGUUGGGGGGGAUGAAAGGAGGGGGUUGUGUUUUGUUUUUGGUGGUUGUUUGGGGGGGGGGGGGGGGGGGGGGGGGGGGGGUGAGGGGAGUAUGGAGAGCUUUAUUUCUCUUUCGUUGAUACUGAAGUUGUUUUUACAUACGGAUUUUCACGCUAAGAACGAGACCGGUAAAUUCAUAUCCAUCAUCUGUAUGGUUCGAGUCACUCGACCCCUAAUUUGUCACACAUUCAAAUUAAACCCUUCGCUGUCCGAGUUUACCCCACCUUGUCAAUUGCUUUUUAGCUGUGUUUUCAUUGUCAUUAAGACCAAGACUAAAACAACGAACAACUUUUCUUCAAGGUUGUGUAAGAGCUGCAUUUUAAAGUGACUGGAUAACUGCGUAUUUUACCUGCGCUCAACAAACUUACGGUUUCACAAAAACGUAUUAGAAGACAAGGGGUUUUUCGAGAUGUUUGAUAUUUUUAAUGUUCUUGUUCAUUUCUGAAGAAAUUAAAGUAGAGGGUAGAAACCUAAAGACAACAUCAACAACUCGUGUUAAGACUACAAAUGGACUACUGCCUGGCUUGAGACCAAAAUAAUCCUCUUGCUCAUGCAGGCUAUAAAAAAGUGACAACAAAAAAUAUGUAAUACUGAAAAUGACAAUAAUAAUAAUAAAAACAAAAUAACAGGACUAUUCAUGAAAACUCGCAUACUGUAUAUUUAGAUUUUUUCCCUUGGCGAGAAUUUUAUUUAUCACUCGAUGCAAUACAAAUAACUGCCCACAAAUAAUGGUCCGCUCAUGCACAAUGGCGUCCAACUGUGUUAAGCUGCAAAUAAUAUUCUGCUCGUGCGUAAAUGAAACCUCGCUUUUCUUCUUCUUGCGAUCGCUUAGCGUAAAAAUGCACUUACCGCACUUCCCGAAGAUGUUCAUUGAAAAACAAACUCCGUGACAGAAUGAUAAAACAAUUUUCAACUGGAUUAUCACAAAAUAUCGUGAUUUGUCUAGCCUGCGUUGCUGGCGGUAUUGUGUGGGCGCGAGAUUUAAGUUUUGGCGGCGGAGCCGUGUUCCAAGAAAAAGGAAGUAGGAACGAAGCGGUUGAAAACUCACAAGGUCACGUUUUACAUUAUCACGAGCUUAGGAGUCGUAUCUCUUAUUUCUAAACUGUCUCGCACGAAAAUAAUCGGAAGUUUCAAAUUGCAGGUUUCUCUUUGAUUGGCUGAUUCAAUUGGGAUCAGCUAAGGUGACACAAGUGGGCGGCAUUCGAAAAAUCAUGGUUCUCUGGCAGACGGUAUUUCUCGCGGCUUCGCCGCUCGUCACGGCUCCGCCGUCAAAUCUCACUCGACUAUAUUACAACGGCUCCGCCGCCAAAUCUCACUCGACUACUACACAAUACCGCCAGCUACGCAGGCUAUGAUUUGUCCGAAGGCUGUGGGAAAUAAUUGAUCUACUAGCCACUGACAAAUCACAAUAUUUUGAUAACCUCGCCCAAUAAUGAUUAAUUAUGUACUAAUUUUUAUUCAAUCUUUUUUAAUUCACUACGGCUCAUUUUGAAACCUCCGUUUCCUGCGAUACAUAUCAGGAGAAGACAGUGACAGCGAUGGAAAAGGUUGGUGCUUCUUUGAGUACGUCAUUGGUGCAGUGGUGUUCGUUUUAGUUGUUGUUGCAGUUCCUUAUGUCAUUGGCGCCGUUGGGUUCACACCUGCCGGAGUAGCAGCGUUGUCGAUUGCUGCAUAUGUGCAGUCCGUCUUCUAUGGAGCAGUAGUUGGACCAGGUUCUCUCUUUGCGUUUCUCCAGAGUGCUGGAGUCGUCGGACUUGGCUGGCUGUCAAAACUGUUUUUAGGUUCCACUUUUGGGUGGCUGGCAACAUAUUUGCCAAACAUGGUCUAUCGUCUGCUUUAUGGGGAACAGGAAUGA
Molecule: messenger RNA, 3095 nt
Organism: Porites evermanni
Lineage: Eukaryota; Metazoa; Cnidaria; Anthozoa; Scleractinia; Poritidae
Source: the annotation of a GenBank genome assembly